Molecule: messenger RNA, 4155 nt
Organism: Seriola dumerili (greater amberjack)
Lineage: Eukaryota; Metazoa; Chordata; Actinopteri; Carangiformes; Carangidae
Product: NACHT, LRR and PYD domains-containing protein 12-like
Exons: 10
Coding region: 32-3637 (1201 amino acids)
Molecular function (GO): protein binding
Source: RefSeq, a predicted model, not a curated record
CUUCAAAUGGUAUCUGCAGCAGCCGGACAUCAUGGGAGGUUACCACACCAUCAAAGUGUCCAAGCUGGAGAAGGCAGAGCGGCGGGACACAGUGGAUCUGAUGGUGCAGACCUGUGGAUUUCAUGGAGCUCUGGAGGUGACCAGGAAGGUUUUAGAGAAGAUAAACAGGAACGAUCUGGUGCAGAGUCUGUCGGACACCAGCUCAGCAACAGAAGUGAAUGUCAGUGACGUCGGAGAGAACAGACGAUCGUCCUCCUCUCAGACUGAAGAUGUGAUUGUUCCAGUACCAGAGCCACAACCCAUUUCAUUUUACCAACAACUGCUUCAAUCAAACCUCCAGGAUACGUUUAUGUGUGCACGGGAGGGGUGGGCACAGAAGAAGGAUGAGCAGCGUCUGGAUGAUAUCUACACACAGGUGUACAUCACAGCUGGGGGCGACACACACAUCAACACACAGCACGAGGUCAGGCUAAUUGAGAACGCUGAGAAACCAGCAGAAAUAGAAAAACCAAUCAAACCUAAUGAGAUGUUCAAACACCCCACUGGAAGAUAUAAACCCAUCAGAACAGUGCUGACCAGUGGGAUUGCGGGAAUUGGCAAAACAUUUCUUGUGCGCAAGUUUGUGUUGGACGUGGUUGAAGGGAGAGCCAAUCAAGACGUGCAGCUCAUCUUCCUGUUUACUUUCCGCCAAUUAAAUUUAUGGAGGGGACAAAAGUUUUGUUUGGCAGAGCUCAUUCAUGAAUGUAUCAGAGAGACCAGAGACAUCAAGGAGGAAGCUCUUAAUCACAUCUUCACAACUCUGCAGUCGUCAGGAAACACCAACUACGACAAGAGUAAAUUCAAACUCAUGUUUGUUUUGGAUGGUCUGGACGAGAGCCGCCUAGAACUGGACUGCUCCACCAGUAAAAACCAGAACCCAGACUUUGAUGUGACCGCGUCGACUUCAGUGGACGUGCUGCUGACAAACCUCAUCAAGAGGAAUCUGCUUCCCUCCGCUCGCCUCUGGAUAACCACACGACCUGCAGCAGCCAAUCAGAUCCACUCUGACUUCAUUGACGUGGUGACAGAGGUCAGAGGGUUCACUGACCCACAGAAGGAGGAGUACUUCAGGAAGAGGUUCAGAGAUGAGGAGCAGGCCAGCAGGAUCAUCUCCCACAUCAAGACAUCACGAAGCCUCCACAUCAUGUGCCACAUCCCAGUCUUCUGCUGGAUCACUGCUACAGUUCUGGAGGAGGUGUUGGAAACCAGAGAGGGAGGAGAGCUGCCCAAGACCCUGACUGAGAUGUAUGCAGAGUUCCUGGGGUUUCAGAUUCAUCAGACAAAACAGAGACAUGACCAAAAAAAGUGCAUUCAGUACAUUAAUUCAUUGGCAAAACUCGCUUUCCACGAGCUGGAAAAGGGCAACUUGAUCUUCUAUGAGAAGGACCUAAUAGAGAGCGGCGUUGAUGUGAGCGGAGCGUCGUUGUGCUCAGGAGUGUUCACAGAGAUAUUUAAAGAGGAACGUGGGAGGAGGAAUGACGCAGACAAGAUGUUCAGCUUCAUCCAUCUAAGUGUUCAGGAGUUUUUGGCAGCUCUCUAUGUGGAGACGGGGCUCCUUAACAGAAACAAGAAUGUUUUGUCUGAGCUGGGGCAAACGUGUGGUGAACAGGUGAGAAUGAUUUUCAGCAGAUCAUCUAUGACAAAAGUCCACGCGUUUGCUAUCGACAAGGCAUUGGAGAGUCCGAACGGACACCUGGACCUGUUCCUCCGCUUCCUCCUGGGUCUUUCGCUGCAGACCAAUCAGACUCUCCUACGAGGUCUGCUUAAAAAGCAAAGAAGAUCACAGACCAAUCAGGAAACAGUGAAGUACAUCAAGAAGGAGAUCAAUGAGAAUCCGUCUCCAGAGAGAAGCAUCAACCUGUUCCACUGUCUGAAUGAACUGAAUGAUCGUUCUCUAGUGGAGCAGAUCCAACAGUCCCUGAGAUCAGGACGUCUCUCCACAGAUAAACUGUCUCCUGCUCAAUGGUCAGCUCUGGUCUUCAUCUUACUGUCCUCAGAAGAAGAUCUGGACGUGUUUGACCUGAACAAAUACUCAGCUUCAGAGGAGGCUCUUCUGAGGCUGCUGCCAGUGGUCAAAGCCUCUAACAGAGCUCUGCUGAGCGGCUGUAAUCUGUCAGAGAAAAGCUGUGAAGCUCUGGCCUCAGUCCUCAGCUCCCAGUCCUCUAGACUGAGAGAACUGGACCUGAGUAACAACGACCUGCAGGAUUCAGGAGUGAAGCUACUGUCUGGUCUGAAGAGUCCAGACUGUGCACUGGAGACUCUCAGGUUGAAUGAAACUGGGCUCACAGAGGAUUGCUGUGAGCAUAUCUCAUCAGUUCUCAGAUCCCAGUCCUCUAGACUGAGAGAACUGGACCUGAGUAACAAUGAUCUGCGGGAUUCAGGAAUGAAGCUGCUCUCUGCUGGACUGGAGAGUCCACACUGUACACUGGAGACUCUCAGGUUGAAUCAAACUAGGCUCACAAUGGAAUGCUGUGAGCAGAUCUCAUCAGUUCUCAGCUCCCAGUCCUCUAGACUAAGAGAACUGGACCUGAAUAACAAUGAUCUGCGGGAUUCAGGAGUGAAGCUGCUCUCUGCUGGACUGGAGAGUCCACACUGUACACUGGAGACUCUAUGGUUGAAUCAAACCAUGCUCACAGAGAAAUGCUGUCAGAAUUUAGCACCAGUUCUCAGCUCCCAGUCCUCUAGUCUGAAAGAGCUGGACCUGAGUAACAACAAUCUGCAGGACUCAGGAGUGAAGCUGCUCUCUGCUGGACUGGAGAGUCCACAGUGCACACUGGAGACUCUCAGGUUGUCAGGCUGUCUUGUCACAGAGGCAGGUUGUUCUUCUCUGGCCUCAGCUUUAAGAUCCAAUCCCUCCCAUAUGAUAGAGCUGGACCUGAGCUACAAUCAUCCAGGAGACUCAGGAGUGAAGCAGCUGUCUGCUGGACUGAAGGAUCCACAAUGUAGACUGGAGACUCUCAGGUUGGAGCAUGGUGGAGAGCAGAGGCUGAAACCUGGUCUGAGGAAGUACGCCUGUGAACUCACACUGGACACAAACACAGUGAACACAAACCUCAAACUGUCUGACAACAACCGGACGGUGUCGAUCGUGUCAAAGGAGCAGCCGUACCCUGAUCAUCCGGACAGGUUUGACCUGUGGCCUCAGCUGCUGUGUAGAGAUGCUCUGACUGGACGCUGCUACUGGGAGGUCGAGUUGAAUCGAAGAGUUUAUUUAUCAGUGACCUACAGAGGAAUCAGAAGGAAAGGAGACGGUGAUGACUGUGCGUUUGGACAAAACAAUCAGUCCUGGAGUCUGAUCUACACUGAUGCCGACGGUUACUGUGCCAGUCACAACAAAAGAGCAGUUCGCAAUUCCUCCUUAUCUGGCAUCUUCUCCCCCCUCAAAAGAACAGACCUCCCUCCUUCCUCCUCCUCCUCCUCCGUCUCUAACCGAGUAGCAGUGUAUGUGGACUGUCCUGCUGGCACUCUGUCCUUCUACAGAGUCUUCUCUGAUGCACUGAUCCACAUCCACACCUUCAACACCACCUUCACUGAACCUCUUUACCCUGGGUUCAGGUUUACACUGCAUUGUUCUUCAGUGUCCCUGUGUUCACUGUAGGAAAGAAAACACUCACACUGCUGACAAAACACACACGAACGCUUUUCGUAAGUCAUAAUAUAGUUGCUCAUAAUUACAAGGAAAUGUGUCAGUCUGUUCUCACAGGACAAAGAAAAAGCAGCAACAUGCCCUCUGAGGUGGCCCCACAGCAGAGCUAACAUGAUGCCCUUUAAAUGAAGAAGAUUUAGGUCGUUCUCCCACCUGCACUUUUUAGUCCAGUUAAACCGAACCCUGGUUGGUUUUCCCCCUCGGUACGAUUUGUUUGUUCAGGUGUGAAAACAAUAAUCGCUCUCAGGUGAGGACCAACACAAUCGCACCAAGACCCUUUCAAGGAGGUGGGCUUGGUCCGGUCCCAGAUGAACUCUGGAGCAGUUUAUUUUUGGUGUGAAAGAGCUCUGAACUGGAUCUGACUCCACCAGCAGGUGAACCCACAAGUUUCAUAUUGAUGGUUCCUGUAACCUUCUUCCUGUGUUUAUUCCUGCUCCAGACAAUCUGACAAUCUGAUGAAGGAACGUGUU